Molecule: messenger RNA, 1649 nt
Organism: Zea mays
Lineage: Eukaryota; Viridiplantae; Streptophyta; Magnoliopsida; Poales; Poaceae
Product: 5-formyltetrahydrofolate cyclo-ligase1
Exons: 6
Coding region: 106-1137 (343 amino acids)
Cellular component (GO): cytoplasm
Source: RefSeq, a predicted model, not a curated record
GUGAAACCCGCUCUCCCGUUUUCUAUAAUUGCGAAAAUAUCCCGAAUCCGUGGCUUCCCUUCCCUGGCGCGCGAGUGACGAGCGUGCGCAGAAGCUAGCCAAGCGAUGCCGCUCCUCUUCCCCGCCACGCCGCCGCUACCGCUGUGCCGCGCCGCGCGCGUCUCACGCCGCGCCACGGCCUCCGUGGCGUCCGCGGCCAGGAGCUCGUCGUCGUCCUCGGCCUCGUUCGACGCGGCCGCCUUCGAGGCCGAGCGGCUGCGCCUGGACGCCGCGGCGCGGGCCGGGAUGGAGUCCACCGCCGCGGCAGCGGAGGCCGGCCCGCGGGCCUGGAAGUGGGCGAUACGGAAGCGGGUGUGGGACGCGCUCGAGGCUGAGGGCAUCGCGCGGGACCCGCGCCCCGUCCACCACCGCAUCCCCAACUUCGACGGCGCCCCCGCCGCCGCAGACGCGUUGGGGAGGCUUGACAUAUUUCAGAAGUCCCAUUGUGUAAAGGUCAAUCCUGACACACCUCAGAAGCAAGUUCGGUUCUUAACAUUGUCAGGUGAUAAAAAGCUGUUGACUCCGCAACCUCGGCUAAGGACAGGAUUUUUCUCAGUUAUGGACUCUCAGAUGAUACCUGUUGGGUGCAUUCCUGAAGCAUGCACUUCUGUUGGUGCAGCUAAAUAUGGGAGGCCAAUUGGUUUAGAUGAAAGCCUUAAGGUGGAUUUGAUUGUGAUUGGGUCAGUGGCAGUUGAUCCAAGUUCAGGAGCACGGUUAGGGAAGGGAGAGGGAUUUGCAGAGCUGGAAUAUGGAAUGCUUCGCUAUAUGGGAGCUAUAGAUGAUUCAACCAUGAUAGUAACUACUGUGCAUGACAAGCAGUUAGUUGAUGACAUUCCAGUGGAGAAGCUGCUAGUUCAUGAUGUGCCAGUUGACAUUAUCUGCACCCCUACUCAGGUCAUCUUCACGAAGACUACGAUCCCAAAGCCACAAGGGAUUUACUGGGAAAAGUUAUCUCCAGAAAAAUUGGGCCAAAUCCGAAUUCUAAGAGAGCUGAAGCAACGUAUAGAGCAAGAGACAGGAACUAUGCUUCCUUGUGGACCUUCGGAGAAGCUACCGCCAACAGCUCAGAGAAAGCAGAGGUGGCAGCGGCGACGAUGAGACUUUUGUAUGCUUCUCUUAACUGUUUCUUUUACUCAAUAAAGAGCUAUGUGCACCCUUUUCUUUCUUAGGGCAAAUCAAGGUCACAAUUCAAAACUGCUAGCAUUAGACUAUAGGAACAUUACCAGAUGUAAUAGAAAUGCCAAAAAAAACUUUGUUUGCACUUAAGAGGCAAUGAGGAUAGAUAGUAUAGCUCUUUCCACACAUAUUUAAUUUCUUUGCAAGUAUGAAGUUCCAUUUGGAAAGUGGUACUUAAAAUUUGUAUCUUGGAUGUAGCCGUUAGUUGAAAUUUGAAACAUAUUUUACAGAUUUAUAACAGUAAAAUACUGCUUUUUUCAGAAAUGACUGCCCCGUGCGUUGCGACGGCUUACAACAAUACCCAUGUAAACUAUCCACCAAAAAAAUUUCAAUAUUUUUUGUUUAUUGUCUCCGCUCUCCGUGUAAUAUUUUUUUUUGAUUUGGCUAACUGGUGUUAUUAUUUACUCUAUCCAAUAUAUCUUGUUACAACACAA